Osmia lignaria (orchard mason bee) is the source of this 4344-nucleotide messenger RNA. The record is from RefSeq and is a predicted model, not a curated record. NCBI's taxonomy places the organism in Eukaryota, Metazoa, Arthropoda, Insecta, Hymenoptera, Megachilidae.
UUGUUCGCGAUUCGCGAGCGACAUUCCAAAAUUCCGCGUCGUUUCGCGAGCGAGAGGAACUCUGGACGAGAGGAGAUGUCCCACAAGUGGUUCCAGCGAGGAGACGACGCGUUCAAACCUCCGGAUAUUGGAAGAUAGCGAGCCGAGAUCGUUUCGACAGCCGCGGACGUCAUCGAGUUGGACCGAAAACGAUGAAGAUUCGCGAUUCAGAGCUCGAAGGAACGAAGGAAAGAUCAAGCAGAGCCUGAGCGAUCGCGUUCGGUCAUCGAAGAACAAUAAAAGGAGAACAGAAUCCUCAGACAGGCCUAGAUUCAAGUUUUUCAAAGAUAGAAAUAAAAGAUCUUCGGAAAGCACCAAGGAACAGGAGGCUGUUGAUAUCCCCGACCCCAAAGAGGAAGCACCUCGCAGCAAAUUACAUAAAAGCGAUUCCUUUCUCAGAAGACUUGUAAAGAACUCGAAGGAUAAUAUCACAGAAGGUUGCGAGAGGCUGGUCAGAAAUAUUCAAAAAAGUCCUCAGGUUCUACGGAAGAAAUUCUUGUCCAGUAGCAGCGACGAGGACAGACCUGUUCCUCCAGUCAGAAGAAAGAAAUCCGGAAGCAGAUCUCUGGAAAUUGAUCCAAUUAAAAAGUCUUCCAAGGAUUCUAAAGUUACAGAAUCCUCCAACAUCCGUAUCUCUGUUAUCGAUCCAGAGGACGAAUUCAAAGAUCAUUCACCUCAGAUACAAAAUAACAAUCACCAUCCUUUAGUCUCCUCUAAUCAAUCUCCCAAAAAUCAUAGAAGACCCUUUUUCAUAGAAGACAACUACGAUUCCUCCAAAAGUGUGUCCAUAGAGGACGUGGAGGACCUGAUCCGAAUAGAAGACAACCUAAGACUGCUCGAAGAACGUGUCUUAAUCAGAAGACGUUUGGAGAAGUCCACAAAGAUCCUCCAGACUCUUCACCUUAGCCAUCGAAGAUCUUGGAGCGAGGAGAGUCUGAGUCCAGGUAUCGAGCAGGUUCAUCGGAAACUUUGGACGGCAUUUCCUAUCUGCGGAGUGUCCGCUGAUUCAGUGGCGGUCGACUGCUCGCCGAUCGCUCACAGACGAUUCGUCCGUGUGGAUAAAUCAGUGGAGAGGAGAAUCAGGAGAGAAAAUUCAAGGUCGUCGGAUAGGGACAAGGUAGAUAACUGCGACAAGUGGUGGAAGGCUAAACGCUCGCCUCCGCCUGACGAGUGGCAGGUUCAUAGGUCGUCGAGGCUCGAGCUGGGUGAUAAGAAGCACGGGUCAGACGAUAAGCAACGCGUCUCGGCUAGGAAGUCAGGGAUACGCGGCGACGAGCUGCACGCGUCGACCGUCCGCGUAAAAUGCAAACUUGCGAAUUUCACGGAUGCCCGCCAGCAACCGGGCGGGGACGAGGCAGAGAGCAGACACUCGGAGCCUACGAAGAGGACGAGUGAACAGCUAGUCAACUCGAACACUCGUCACCCCACGACGUCUGUCCACUGUUCCAGCGUCGAGAUAGAAUCUGCUCCGUUCUACACAGUGAAAGAUGAACGAAUCGACGAUCACCUACCGGUAUUCCCUGGGAGAAAUAAUUCUGACCUCGUGACCGUUCGUGUCAAUCUGUCCAACCCUGGCGAAGAUGUACCGAGGACCAACGUAGUGCUCGAACCCCAGUUAUGUCAUCAUUUAAACGAUCAGACUUCGGGAAAGUCUACGAAUAAAUUUCAAGUAAGAUCAGUGCGUAAGAAAAAGGUGAAAGGUAAAUAUAGAAGCAUUCAAGAUUCCAACAGCUUGAAAAUGAAAUUCACCUUCAGGAUGAUUCGGAUCCGCGAUAAACUGAUGUUAUGCCUGAGCGCCUUCGCGAUAUUGUUCACUGUACUGUUAGUGAUGGACCUUCAGAUGGAUCUGGGUUACAGUGGACAUCAUCUGGUCCCUAGCCACGGACGGGUUAGGGUCGGCGACGAUCCGAACACGGACACGAUUUAUAACACGUUUCGACGGAAAUUCUUGCAGCGUGCUAACGCUAGCAAGGAACAGACGAGCGGCGACGCGGUUGGCACCACUCAGAACAGCGGUAAGGUGUCCGGUAACGAAGCUAAAGAGUCGAGGACCGAGAAGAACCAGGUGCACGAUAGUUUCUCGGAUUUAGUGGACCUUGUGGUGAACGGUUACGGUGUCGGUGCGUACGAGGGUGUGGCCAGGAUCAGCGGGGAGGAUCAUUCGUACAAUCCUACCUUGGGGGAACUGAGGAAAGUCGGCCCAAAGAAAAACAGCUCGACACUGGAGAAGUUUCACCUAAAGAUCUCCAGGACGGAACUCUACCCAACGAGCUCUAAAUACGUGGACCAAUUGUUGCACGAACUCGCAACAGAGCCUAUUAUACACGUUGUCCAGAAGGAAGGUGGCACGCAGUUGAAGCUCCAGAUAAACUAUUCGAACAUGCAGGCGCUCUUCAAGCCGAUGAGGUUUCCGCGGGAACAACAGACCCUGCCGAAUCAUUUCUAUUUCACCGAUUUCGAGAGGCACACGGCGGAAAUAGCGGCGUUCCACUUGGACAGGCUUCUGGGAUUCCGCAGGGCGAUGCCGGUCACCGGUCGAACGUUGAACCUAACGACAGAGAUUUAUCAGAUCGCCGACGGUGAACUGUUGAAGACGUUCUUCGUCAGUCCGGCUGGAAAUAUCUGCUUCCACGGGAAGUGCAGUUAUUACUGCGAUACCGCUCACGCGAUUUGCGGAAAUCCGGACACUCUGGAAGGUAGCUUCGCCGCGUACCUGCCGGAUAAAUCUUUCGCCGCUAGGAAAGCCUGGCGACAUCCCUGGAGAAGAAGUUAUCACAAGCGGAAAAAGGCGCAAUGGGAGCACGAUUCCGAUUACUGUUCGUUGGUGAAGGAAAUACCGCCUUACGACGAGGGUCGAAGGUUGCUGGAUCUGAUGGAUAUGGCUGUUUUCGACUUUCUCAUGGGCAACAUGGACAGACACCAUUACGAGACCUUCAAAAUAUUCGGCAACAACACGUUCCCUCUGCACUUGGAUCACGGCAGAGGAUUUGGCAGGCCUUUCCACGAUGAAAUAUCCAUCUUGGCUCCUAUUUUGCAGUGCUGCAUGAUCAGGCAGACCACCUUGAGCACCCUUUUAAAAUUUCAUAACGGACCGAUGCCAUUGAGCGAAGCGUUGAAGAGAAGCAUGGCAAAGGACCCCGUGGCACCUGUUUUAUGGGAACCCCACCUUACAGCCCUCGACAGAAGGGUGCGAGUCGUGCUCCAAGCCAUCAGGGACUGUAUAAAUCGCGACGAUUCGGGCCAGGUUGUGCACGAAAGAACUGAGAACGCCGCGUCCUAGCCUCGUCGAGGCUUCACAGUGAAAGAAACUAAAUGAAACUGUUGUUAGAAAGCGAGAGGGACCUACGUUUCGAUCGCAACUUCCUGUAAAAAGAAUCUGUAAAAAAAGAAGAUGAACUACCUGCGUAUAACAAAAGGCUAGUGGUGAACGUCUGAGUGAUGAAACUGAGCGAGUGAAUAUAAGAAGUCUAUUCACGGUUACUAGGGGGUAUUCGUUGUUAAUUAAAGUCAUUGACUUUUAUAGCUUUAACGUUGAUUUGCCUUCGUCCAUUCGAAGCUUUCGUUGAAAUUUACUUGAAAUUGUUAUUUGUUAUCGGUCCAACAUUCUUACUUUGAUUAUUAUGCAGAACAGAAUUGAUCCAGAUAUAUUUUAUUGUAAAUAGGAACACUUUCCAUUAUUCUAUCUAAAAAUUUCUCAAUAAGAUUUAUUCUUAAAUGGUAAAUUAAAAUGGGAACUUGUUCUGUAUAAUUAUCCCACUUCUUUUCUUCUUCUCUGUUUCAUUGUUUUGUAUUCUAAGGAAACAUUGUACAAAGACAGACUGUGUACAUAGUGUAUGUAUCAUAGAAUAGAGAAAGAGAGGUAUUGAAAUCAGUUUAAAACGCACUGCUUUUCGUGUACAUAGAACACCAGAGAAGAGUCAAUAUCGCUUUUCAGGGUCAGAUUAAUUUUUCCAUCAGUGAUUCGACUUCAACUUGAUUUAAUUCUCUUUGAUGUUGAAUCUUUCCUCAACGAUGAAACUCGUCCUCAAGAAAACGAAGGAGUUUUCUGAGUUCCUCGCGAUAAUACGAUGCACUAUUGCUCGAUGAUCUAAAGUCAAAUUUUUUUACAGAAAUCGAGUCUUCGAGGAGAGAUAAGGCGAGGAGCGUGUUUGUCUGAUGUGUGCGUGAGAGGCGUCUUUUGUAAAGUGUGCUUUUCAUACGCAUGAUACUUCUGUGAAACGUUUCCAAAGUGCACCUGUACUUGUAAGUGGACUUUUUUUUCUCUUUUUUGGGCAGUGAGGAAAAGAAAAGAGCUCUGUUGAAAAA